Molecule: messenger RNA, 1450 nt
Organism: Nanorana parkeri
Lineage: Eukaryota; Metazoa; Chordata; Amphibia; Anura; Dicroglossidae
Product: zinc finger protein 474-like
Exons: 3
Coding region: 10-1308 (432 amino acids)
Source: RefSeq, a predicted model, not a curated record
UCUUCCCUAAUGACCAGUAGCAAAUACACAUUUAAAGCCAUUCAAGACAUUGAUACAAAGUGUCCCAAUUCAGUAUCACAGCGUAAAGCUAUCAGGCCAGAAACUGCUAUAUUAGCCAAAAGAUCAUCUACAGGAAGUAUGUCCCAAAACCAGGCCAACCGGCCAGUUAUCCCUCCUCGAAGACAGGGUUUUAAAGUGUGUUACAUAUGUGGAAGAGAAUUUGGCUCAAAAUCUAUUGAUAUACAUGAACCCAAAUGCCUAGAAAAAUGGCAUGCAGAGAAUGAAAAUCUGCCCAGGCAUCUCAGAAGGCCAGCCCCGGUGAAACCUCAUGCGGCUGCACAUAGCUCCUAUAAAGACGAGAAUGAAGCCGCCUGGCAAAGCUCUCAAGCACAACUUUUACCAUGUGGGAACUGUGGUCGUACUUUUCUUCCAGAUCGUCUUCUAGUGCAUGAGAAAGGCUGUAAACCAAAGGAUAAAAAUGUAGGCUCUUCCCAUUCCACAAUUAACAAGACUGUAACACAUACCAGUUCUUUGACAGCAUCUACAACAACCAGUGGCUUUUCUGAUUCUAAGAUUCCUGACAAUCCAACAAAACCAAAAACAUUAAUUUGUUACAUCUGUGGAAGGGAGUUUGGCACCAAAUCUCUCCCAAUCCAUGAACCAAAGUGCCUUGAGAAAUGGAAAAUAGAAAAUGAUAGGUUACCCAAAGGGCAAAGGAGACCCAUUCCUCAGAAACCUCAGAUGGCUUUAUCUAAAAGCGUCAGCCAAGAGGAACAAAAUGAAGCAGCUCGGCAGAGCUUCAAGGAUCAGUUGCUACCAUGUCCAAACUGUGGUAGAACUUUUGCAAGUGACCGACUCCCAGUACAUCAAAGAGGCUGCAAGGCUAAACCUGGAGAUUGCAGCACCAAGAACACAAGCAUGCUCACUAACACACAGAAGCUAAAGAGAGAAAAUGAAGAAUUAAAAAAUGAUAAGCCACCUGCAAUAAAAGCACCUCCAACAGUUGUGUGCUACAUCUGCGGUCGUGAGUUUGGUACAAAGUCUAUCAGUAUCCAUGAACCUCAGUGUCUAAAGAAGUGGCAUCUCGAAAAUGACAGACUACCUAAGAAUCUGCAGAGACCUGAGCCAAAGAAGCCAGAGGUCAGAACAAUAGGAGCAAAAGGUUCCUACGAUCUUGUUGCUUUAAACGAAGCUUCCUGGCAGAGUGCCCAGAGCCAACUGGUUGCUUGUGAUAUUUGUGGACGUACCUUCCUGCCAGACAGACUGCUUGUCCACCAAAGGUCCUGUAAACCAAAAAAAACAAAGUAGUGCGAGUCACAAUCCUGUCUAAUAAUGUAAUACGGGACUUGUGGGAGCUGUAAAAUCUGUGCACAGUAAGUGUGCCUUCAGGAUAACACAUUGUAUUGUUAUAUAGGCAGUGACGUGAUUUCCAUUGGACACCCUUUAUAUG